AUGCUAGAUAGCUGCAAGCUGAAAAGUGCCUGCAAUUUGCCAUUUUUUUGUAAUAAGAAAAUAAAUACUGCUGGAACCAGUAAUGCAGAUGUUCCUUUGCCUGAUCCCGGAAUGUACCAGCUGGACAUUACAUUAAGAAAGGGCCAAAGUUUAGCUGCUCGAGAUCGAGGAGGAACAAGUGAUCCAUACGUGAAGUUUAAAAUUGGAGGCAAAGAAGUUUUUAGAAGUAAAACAAUACACAAGAACCUCAAUCCUGUGUGGGAAGAAAAAGCUUGCAUUCUUGUUGAUCACCUUAGGGAGCCAUUGUAUAUAAAGGUAUUUGACUAUGAUUUUGGACUGCAGGAUGACUUCAUGGGUUCAGCCUUUCUGGAUCUCACACAAUUAGAGUUAAACAGGCCCACAGAUGUGACCCUAACUCUGAAAGAUCCCCAUUAUCCUGACCAUGAUCUUGGGAUCAUUUUGCUCUCAGUUGUUCUUACCCCUAAAGAAGGAGAACCCAGGGAUGUGACAAUGCUAAUGAGGAAGAGUUGGAAAAGAUCAAGUAAGGAACUCUCAGAAAAUGAAGUGAUUGGAUCUUAUUUCUCUGUGAAGUCUUUCUUUUGGAGGACGUGUGGCAGGCCUGCUCUUCCUCUCCUGGGAUUCUGCAGAGCAGAGCUUCAGAGUCCUUAUUGCCAAAAUGCACAAUUUCAGACCCAAAGUUUACGUCUGUCAGACCUGCACAGAAAGUCACAUCUUUGGAGGGGAAUAGUCAGCAUUACCUUGAUUGAGGGGCGAGACCUCAAGGCAAUGGAUUCCAAUGGGUUGAGUGACCCCUAUGUGAAGUUUCGGCUUGGGCAUCAGAAGUACAAGAGCAAGAUUAUGCCAAAAACUUUGAAUCCUCAGUGGAGGGAACAAUUUGAUUUUCAUCUCUAUGAAGAAAGAGGAGGAAUCAUUGAUAUCACAGCAUGGGACAAAGAUGCCGGGAAAAGGGAUGAUUUUAUUGGCAG
Molecule: messenger RNA, 986 nt
Organism: Galeopterus variegatus (Sunda flying lemur)
Lineage: Eukaryota; Metazoa; Chordata; Mammalia; Dermoptera; Cynocephalidae
Product: multiple C2 and transmembrane domain-containing protein 1-like
Exons: 10
Biological process (GO): regulation of neurotransmitter secretion
Cellular component (GO): synaptic vesicle membrane
Molecular function (GO): calcium ion binding
Source: RefSeq, a predicted model, not a curated record